AUGGCAGUGCCUUUUCCCGAGCUUGAUGGGGAUGCUCUUGAGUCAAAUCGGAGACCGGAAUCUCCUGAAGAUCAUGGUUUCAACGAGGAAGGGAUACCAAUCUUACCUGAUAUUCCAACUGGAGCGCACCACGAGGCCAGCAGCGGAGGUCUUUUCUUCUCGCCGGACGAUACAGAGUCUCGUCAGCUCCCUCCUUCUCCUCCACCACUCCCCGAAAACACUGGUUCCUCUCUCGAUCCUCCAGAAUACGACCUCUCGUCAGAAGAAGACGUGGGUCCAGUUGUAGGGAUCGACUUGGGGACCACUUUCUCUUGCGUCGCCGUGUGGGAGGGCGGGCGACCGUGCGUCAUCGCCAACAACAUGGGCAACAGAACGACUCCCUCCUGGGCCUCCUUCCAUUCGGACAACGUGUUUGUCGGCGAGGCUGCACGCGCCAAGGCCUCCCGAAACCCCCAGUGCGCCGUUUACGACGCGAAACGCGUCAUCGGUCGCAAGUGGUCGGACACCUCCGUGCAAGAAUCGCUGCGACUUUGGCCGUUUUCGCUCGCCGAACACCGCGGGAACUGCGCCUUCCAGAUAGGCUCACAGCUGUACACGCCCGAAGAGGUCUCGGCCUACGUGCUAGCCAAAAUGAAACACGCCGCGGAAGACUACCUCGGGAGGAAGAUCAAGAAGGCGGUGGUGACCGUUCCAGCGUACUUCAACGACGCGCAGCGACAGGCGACCCUCGACGCAGCUACAAUCGCGGACCUGGAGGUGGCAAGAAUAAUCAACGAACCAACAGCUGCAGCCUUGGCGUACGGACUGGAAAAAACAGAGGGAGACGACUCACUUCAAACCCUGUUAGUCUAUGACCUCGGUGGAGGGACGCUGGACGUCACGAUCCUCGUUCUGGAUGGAGGUGUAUUUGAGGUGAAGAGUACUAGCGGAGACACUAACCUGGGCGGGCAGGACUUUGAUAACAAGCUGGUCGAGCAUUUUCUCCCGGAGGUGAAGGCUCAGUGUGGCGUGGAUAUCACAGACAAUAAAGCCAAAGCCAUGAAGAAACUUCGCGAUGCUUGUCAGGUCCUGAAACACAACCUCUCGCACUCCGAGACCGCUACAAUCGAAGUGGACGCUUUGAUCAACGGCAAAGAUUUUGAUUCUUCUCUGUCGAGAGAGAAAUUUGUCGAGAUAACUCAUUCGCUGCUGGAGCGCUGCCUCAAACCGGUCAAACAGGCUCUACAAGAUGCCAGGAUGAGCGCAGAUGAAAUUGACGAAGCUGUGUUAAUUGGGGGGUCGACCCGCAUCGUUAGAGUCCAGCAGCUCCUGGAGGAGAUGUUCCCGGGUAAGAAACUGAGCAAGAAGAUAAACCCAGACGAGGCCGUAGCGAUGGGGGCCGCUAUCCAGGGGGCCAAUCUCUCGCGGGCCUACGAGACCAAGGAUCCGAGACUAGUGGGAAUAACUCUAAUGGAUGUGACCCCACUCAGUCUUGGUAUAGAGCUGGCUAGUGGGAAGAUGAGCACGAUAAUCCCUCGUAACACCACCAUCCCUUAUUCCCACACGCGGGUCUACAAGAACAAUGAAGACUACCAGACGAAAGCAAUCGUGGAGGUGUUCGAAGGAGAGGAGAAAUACACAAAGAACAAUCGGCUUCUCGGGAAGUUCACGCUCCCGGGAUUGCCCCCCAAACGGAGGGGGCAGGUCCAGAUCCCCAUUUCGUUCACCGUGGAUGCUAAUGGAGUGUUGGAGGUGGUGGCAUGUGUGAGUGGUGAGGAGGGAACUACGAAGAGACUGGUGAUCCAGAAAGACAAGGGACUGUUGACAGAGGACGACAUUCAGCGGAAGGCCAAGAUCCUAGCCAAGUGGGAGAGAAAGUGCAGGGCCGAAAAACUAAACUAG
Messenger RNA from Geodia barretti, 1881 nucleotides. NCBI's taxonomy places the organism in Eukaryota, Metazoa, Porifera, Demospongiae, Tetractinellida, Geodiidae. The record is from the annotation of a GenBank genome assembly.